AUGGAAAGCAGUGUAAAUUGCGAAGCUCGGGAGGUUGGCGAGUGCGAUUCAGGAUGUUCGCCACACGAAUAUUCAUUCAAUGGUUUUGUUGUAAUUCCCGAGCGUCAGAAAUUUUUCGAUCAAAUAAAAAUUGGUCUUCAUGAACGUCAGUUUGUCUUUGUCCAGGGUGCGAUGGGUUGUGGCAAAACUUCAUCGAUUCGUUUAAUAGCUGAUGAUCUUAAUAUGCAAGUAUACAUUAUUCAAAUGAGCGAUCAGAUCGAUUCGAAAAGCCUAUUUGGUUCAUUUCAUUGUCUCGAUGUUCCCGGCGAUAUUCUAUGGAAAGCGAGCAAUUUCACGAACGCGAUUCGCAAAAGAGGUAUAAUAUUAAUAAAAGAUAUAGACUGUGCUUCAGCUGAUUUAAUAUCAACGUUAAUUGAUUUUUGCGAAAAUCGAAAGCAGUUUUUAACGACGGGUGAAAUAAUACAUAUGCAUGAUGAAGCGUUUAUUGUUGCAACAAUGAGAUUGCCGAAAGAAGAUCCUGCAAUCAUUUCUGUGGAUAAUGAAGCUUUAAUCUCUUCAUUGUCUUUUCGUGUUGUAUUACCUGCUUACACGGAUUUUGAAUUAAUAAAGAUUAUUAAAGUUAAGUAUCGACGUAUUGCCAAUUAUGCUCAAAAAAUCGUUGAAAUUUUUAAUGAAGUAGCAAAUGCGAAGAUCAUCACUAACCGAAGAGUUUCAAGAAAGCUCACUAUAAAUGAUCUUAUGCGCGCUUGCAACCGUUUGAACAAUCUCGAGUCAAUGUUAGAUAAUAUUUCUUUACUUUCCGAACUUCUGGAUGCAUGGGUAGUACAUUGCUUAAAACGAGGAGAAGGGAUCGCGAUAGGGCAAAUUAUAUGCAAACAUUUAUCAGUGAAUUAUGAUAUGGUUAAUUUCUUGUUCAAUGUGCGGCAACCAGACAUUACUUUUGGCUUAGGAGAAAUGGUAUGUGGAAGGACGACAAUUCCAAUUUUUCAGAACUUUACGAUAAAAAAGCGUCAAAUAUCGUUUGGUAAAACGCGUGAGGCUUGUCAACUUAUUGAACGUGUCGCUGUAUGCAUUAAACACAAUGAAGCUGUUUUACUGGUUGGUGAAACGGGUGUUGGUAAAACAUCAGCAAUACAAGCGAUUGCCUCUCAUCUUAAUGCAAAUCUUCGAGUAAUUAAUCUUAGUCAGCAAUCAGAAUCAAGCGAUCUUAUCGGAGGAUACAAACCGGUGUCAUUACUACUAGUUCUUCAACGAUUACGUGAAUGUUUUGAUGAUUUGUUUAGGAAAUCUUUCAACUGCAAGAAAAAUGGCAAAUUUUAUGAGCAUAUCGAUAAAUGUUUGUCAUCGAAUCGUUAUGAAGAUUACGUUUCGCUUAUUUUGGGUACGGCUAACAAAGCUAUUGCAAAAUUUCAUAAGGUUGAUCCAAAUGUAGAAAAAAAAUGGGCAGAUAUAUUCGUUCGUGCAUCGCGAUUUCAGAAAUCAUUGAAAAAUAGUGCACUGCCAUUCGCUUAUAUUUGCGGCAUUAUUACUGAGGCUGCAAAAAAUGGUGAUUGGCUUUUAAUCGAUGAAAUAAAUUUGGCACCAGUCGAAUGUUUGGAUGCAAUUGUCCAUGUCUUAGAUGAUGCAGAUAAACGUCAUCCUAACUUUCGUCUUUUUGCUUGCAUGAAUCCAGCUACUGAUGUUAUGAAGAAAAAUCUACCAAUCGGAAUCAGAUCUCGUUUUACUGAAAUAUUUGUGGCAGAGACAAUUGAUAUCGAACAGCUAAUGAUAAUUGCCAGUACCUAUUUACCUUCGCUAAAUAUCAAACAUCUUCUCUCUGUACUUCAAGUUCAUAUUGAUUUGCGUGCCAAAUUCCCUGGCAUUUACAGUUUACGAACACUUUGUCGUGCUCUUAUGUUUGCAUCUGAUAAUAUUUUUGGGAACGAUGAGCGAAAUGUAUUCGAAGCAGUAGCAAUGUCAUACAUGACAAAUCACAGUGUAGAAAAUCAAAAUAAAGUUGAGGCUAUUAUCAAAAGUUAUUUGAAAGCUCCUGAACAAAAAUUAAAAGCUGCAUGGUUACAGUCGGAUUUUAUACAGGUGCAAGGUUAUAACAUCAGAAUUGGUACUGAAAAGCCUCUGAAAGAUGAUGAUUUUAUAAUUACGCCAUCCGUUUCGAAAAAUUUGGCAUUGCUUGCUCGUAUCGUAUGUAGUGGUAGAUUUCCAGUUCUUCUAGAGGGAGAAACAUCUACAGGAAAAACAUCGAUGAUUAUUCAUUUAUCAAAAAUUACGGGUAAUGUGGUUUUUCGGAUAAAUAAUCAUGAGCACACUGAUCUUCAAGAAUAUAUUGGCUCUUACGUUCCUGAUGAAAAUGGCCGUCUAGUUUUUGUAGAAGGAGCCUUAUUAAAAGCAAUGCAAGCUGGACAUUGGGUCAUUUUGGAUGAAUUAAAUCUUGCUCCUGGUGAUGUUACUGAAGCAUUAAAUAGGGUUUGUAUUGAUUAUUCAUAA
This is a messenger RNA of Dracunculus medinensis (Guinea worm), 2484 nucleotides long. The record is from the annotation of a GenBank genome assembly. Lineage: Eukaryota; Metazoa; Nematoda; Chromadorea; Rhabditida; Dracunculidae.